This is a messenger RNA of Naumovozyma dairenensis CBS 421, 771 nucleotides long. It is a transcript of the gene ATG45, whose product is annotated as Atg45p. The transcript has a single exon. The coding region runs from base 1 to 771 and encodes 256 amino acids. NCBI's taxonomy places the organism in Eukaryota, Fungi, Ascomycota, Saccharomycetes, Saccharomycetales, Saccharomycetaceae. The record is from RefSeq and is a predicted model, not a curated record.
AUGAAUAAUAACAUACCAAAGCGGAACAUGAUAACGCUAUCUAUACCUGAAACCCUUAUAAGGGAGUUAGGUUAUAAUCAUCAAACUAAAAUUUUAAUUACAGGUACAUUCAAUAAUUGGCAAUAUGCUGAGGAUCAAACAGAGUAUCGACUACAUUAUGAUGUUUCAAAAAAAGAAUACACUGUUGAUGUUCCCAAAGUUAAUGGGAAAGAUCGGCUUAAUUUCAAAUUUGUUAUUCUGAAUGCUAAUAAUAGUGGGUAUGAUGAAUGGAUUACAUUACCUUGCUUUGAGACAACCAUUGAUGAUCAAGGUUAUAUCAAUAAUAUAACUGACUGUAACACCUAUGAUAAGAUAGUGGAUGAGAAUACAGAAAAAGCCCCUUUCACGUUAGAAAUAGGAAACCAAUAUAUGGAGCCCAAGAAGGACGUAAAUGAUUGCAAUAUUUAUAGCACUACUAAGAAGACUAAGAUUGACGAAUCCUCGAGUAAUGAAUAUGUUAAUGUUUCUUCUUUCAGUGAAUUGGGUAGUACUGAGGAAAUAGAUGUUGAACUCUGUUCAGUUCAAGAGAAUAUGGAUGAUACUUUCCAAUUGCAAAGAACAAGUAGUAAUGAAAACAACACAUAUUAUUGUCAUUCGAAUAUAUCAAAGGAUAACAGUGGUAUAAGGGAUACCUAUGACACAUUAACAAGUUCAGUGUCUAGUAGUACAUUAGUCUCUUUAUCAAAAAGAUCAAACAAUACUGGUAUAAGAAAUGAAAAACAAAACAGAUAG